This is a messenger RNA of Scylla paramamosain (green mud crab), 4689 nucleotides long. RefSeq names its product probable Na(+)/H(+) antiporter nhx-9. The record is from RefSeq and is a predicted model, not a curated record. Gene Ontology annotation, cellular component: plasma membrane. The transcript has 23 exons. The coding region runs from base 540 to 3149 and encodes 869 amino acids. Gene Ontology annotation, molecular function: potassium:proton antiporter activity; sodium:proton antiporter activity. Gene Ontology annotation, biological process: sodium ion import across plasma membrane; potassium ion transmembrane transport; proton transmembrane transport. Lineage: Eukaryota; Metazoa; Arthropoda; Malacostraca; Decapoda; Portunidae.
GCUGAUCGGAGACAAGAGCGCGGGAGGCAAAAAAAAAAACCAACACCGGUAACUCAAUCUCUCAGUGUGGCACCAGCAGCCAGAGGGGGAGGGUGUUUUGCGCGUCGCUCCUGACCAGCCAGGGGACAAAGCCACAUCCUGCCAACGUGUUCGGAUUCCGGCUGUGACUUCAACCUCGUUCCUCCUCACACAUCUACUUCCUCAUCCCACGUGACGCCCUCCCUGCUGACCCUGCUGAUUCUGCUGACGUAAUAAACUGCUGACUAGCCUCUCCCUCCCUGCUGACUGGGCCGCUAGCCACGAGACACCUGAGGUCAUAAAGGAAGUAGAAAAUGAAGAGGUACUGCCAAAAGUUGUGUGUGAUUGUGUUGUCCCCGCGUGAUCUGGGUGAGGAGUAAGCAGAACAGAGGAAGCCACCACCACCACCACCUCCUCCUCCUGCUGCUUCCUCUCCUCCUCCUCCUCCUCCUUCUCUCCUCCUCUCGAGUCUCCCUCAUCGUCGUUUUCGUCAGCAUCCUUCUCUUCUGUUUACAUUCAAGAUGCGCGGGGCUGCUGUUGGCGUGGGCGUACGGGUGGCGGUGGCUGUGUGUCUCCUGGCAACAUCUGUGGGCGUGGCAAUAGCGGCGGGCGGCGGUGCAGGCAACAAGGGCGUCAGCAUGAGCGGCAACAGCAGUAACACCAGCUGCCCCACCGCUAAGCCGGGGAUUAAAGUGGUGUCCGUGAGGUGGCAUGAGGUGGGCGUCUACUUCACCAUCACCACCUUCGUCAUCAUCGCGGGGUUCGCCAAGUUAGUCUUCCAUCACCUUCACUGGCUCUCAAACAAGGUGCCAGAGUCCUGUGUGCUGGUGUUACUGGGGAUGGCACUGGGUCUUAUAGUCUACUUCACCACCAAGAACCAGCCAAGUCCAGCAAACCAGUGUGAUCAUUUUGUCCCCUUGCCUCACUUCACUUCAGACAUGUUCUUCUUCAUCCUCCUGCCCCCUAUUGUCCUGGAGUCAGCAUACAGUCUACAUGAUCGGGCGUUCUUUGACAAUCUGGGCACCGUUUUAGUCUUUGCCCUCAUAGGCACGUUAUUCAACAUUGCAACGAUUGGUCCCACCUUGUACGGGCUCAACUUAGCUGGUGCAAUGGGGUCCAUCAACUUCACGUUCACGGAGGGGCUGGUGUUCUCAUCCCUCAUCUCAGCAGUGGAUCCUGUAGCAGUGCUGGCCAUCUUUCAAGAACUGGGUGUCAACAAGGACCUAUAUUUCCUUGUGUUUGGGGAGUCGCUGCUCAAUGACGGCAUGACAGUGGUGGUCUACAACACUGUGACGUCCUUCAUGGCCAUGGAGGAGGUGACGGGUUGGCAGUAUGUGCUGGCGGUGGUGGCUUUUGGUGUGGUGGUGUUCGGGGGUCUCUUCAUCGGCGUCAUCUUUGGCUGCAUCACUGCCCUCGUCACCAAGUCCACCACCGAUGUGCGAGUGGUGGAGCCCCUUGCCCUCCUCGGCCUGUCCUACCUGAGCUACUUGACGGCCGAGCUAUUCCACUUCUCAGGUAUCAUCAGCCUCAUCGUGUGCGGCCUCAUCCAGGCUCACUAUGCCUUCCAGAACAUCUCACAGAAGUCAUACACCACAGUCAAAUACUUCACCAAGAUGGCCAGUGCCACCAGUGAGACAGUGAUCUUCAUGUUUCUGGGAAUGGUGCUGGUAAGUGACGACCACCUUUGGCACACCGGCUUUGUCCUGUGGUCUGUGUUCCUCUGCUUCCUCUUCAGAUUCAUUGGGGUGUUUUUCUUGACUGGUAUCAUGAACAACUACCGCAUCAAGAAGGUGGGGCUGGAGGAGCAGUUCAUUGCGGCCUAUGGGGGGCUGCGGGGGGCGGUGGCCUUCUCUCUUGUCAACAUGCUGGAUGAAUCUCUGCCACCGCGACGCAUCUUUGUCACCGCGACUCUGGCUGUCAUUCUGAGCACCAUAUUUAUCCAGGGCACCACCGUCAAGCCACUGGUGGGCCUCCUGCAGAUCCGUAAGCACAGUUCAGGGAAGAAGAAUCUAAGUGAGGAGAUUAACGACACGACAAUGGACCACAUCAUGGCCGGUGUGGAGGAGAUCCUGGGCCAGCACGGGGACUUCUACUUGAGGGAGCUGAUCAUCCACUACAACGACCGGUACCUGCGUAAGUGGUUCCUGCGCUCCACCUGUGAGUCUAAGCUGACCAGACUCUUUGAGAAGAUCGCUAUCUCGGAGCACUACGCCCACCUGUACGGCCCCGUGGCAAUGAUUGAGGAUCACGUGAAGCCUUUCUGCCCACCCAUCGCCUCGACCGUCACCCAGACCAUCUCCUACUCCACCUCACAAAAGGAGGAGGCCCUCACCCACCCUGAGUUCCCCACUGACAAGGACACGUAUGAGAAGGUGGAAGAUGUGAUAGCUGAGUCUCCUGAAGGGGUACAGAUGAGAAAGAAGUACUCCAUCAUCCCAAUACGGCAGAGCAGGGUGUCUGCGGAAGUGACCAGGACUCCCUCUACAGCACACCAGGACGCCAGCAUCCUCCGCAAGGCUUUCAGAAGCAACCCAUACAAUAAGCUGCAUUACAAGUACAAUCCCAACCUGGUGGGGGAGGAGGACCAGGAGCUUGAGGAACACCUGAACCGGCGUCACAUAAAUGCUCGUCGCUUCACCCACCUCGCCUCCUCCACCCGGCGCAGCUCGUCCAUCCGCCCCACACCUGCCUCGCGCCUUAGGACCACCUCGGAGGGUGGUGCCUUCCUGCCUGAUGGUGUGGCAGAACUGGUGGAGCGACACAACCUGCGGCGACAGUCCAUGAUGCACAUGCACUCCCAGGGGGCACGGCGGCCGCUCCACGGCUGCUUCUCCUCCCCAGAGCCCGGCAGCUGGUCCCCCGCAUCCCCCAGCAUCUUGCGCGCCCUGCAGGAGACCACCGAGCCAGAUCCCUCUUGCACCUCCCCCCCAAAGGACACGGCCAGCACACCACCCACGUCCCCCUCCAGUGCCGAUGACCGCCCCACCUCACCCUGGAAGUGGACUGAAGGGGCACCACGCUCCAAGGAAACAGAGGCAGGCCAGGGUGAGGAGGAGGUGCCCCUGGUGAAUGUGUCCAGGGCAGAGAAGGACAUUGCUCAAUCCAAGGACCCGCAGGAUAAGGAAGUGUAGCUGCACAAGAUAUAGGAAGAGGAGGUGCCCUUAGAGAGUGUGUCCAGGGCAGGGAGGGAUACCACCCACUCAGAGAACACAAAGGAUAGGCAAGUAGAGAUGCACAACACACAGAAACAGGAGACAAGAAAGGACAACACACACACACACACACACACAGCCCUGGAACAAACCCAAACCUACAUAGAGAAGUGUCUCGAAGCCUCCCUCUUGAAUUUGAGUCAUAGGCAGGAGGAGAUACAGCAGCAGGUAAAAAGUUCCAGAGUCUACCAGUAAACGGGUGUUGAGGUACUGAAGUGUAAGGCACUCUGAUGUCUGUCACUAAGUCCCAAGGUGCUGGAUUGCCCUCAAGUGUGUGUGGUGUGCAUGAGGCAAACGGGAAAGUUCCUAUGUAUGAUUAGAUGUAAUUCUUCCUGCACAUGUCAAGAUUUACCCGAGGAGCACCUGUCUAUAUCACCAGGUGUGUGUCGGGUGUGUCGCUGCCUCUGUGUACCAGAAGCUUGAGAUGUGAGACAAUUAAACCUGAUUCUCACUACAAUGCAAAACCUGUGUUGUUAGAUGCCCCAAUGCCUCACACCCUCCAUGUCCAAGAGAAGAAGUUUUGUGAGUUUCGAACCUUUCUUAUUUUACAUAUCAAGAAUUUACCUGCGAAAAGUCUACCCAUGUGUUAUUCAGUUCCCCAGGUGCCCCAACCUCAAGACCACAGGUGUGAGAAAAGAAUUAGACCUGAUUCCCUUUCAUGUGUCAGGAAUCACCAGUAAAAUGUGCACCUGUGUUUCUAGAUGGCCCAGGUACCUCACAGCAUCAAGACCACAGGUGAAGAAGCUUGACAUGUGAGAAGAUUAGACCAGAUUCCAGACAUGUCGACUCAAACAUUAUGCCAGCAGGACCUCCUAGCCUGACCAUGAAGUGUGAAGUGAGAUUAGCCGUAAUUCUAUAUGAUUCUCUCCCUCCACUGAAAGCUCUUAGCCACCAGGACCCUUAGCCUCAUCGUCUACACGUGAUACUCUCUCUCCACUUAUCAACUCCGAAGACCCUUUGCCAGCAGGACCUCUUAGCCUCAAUAACCCUGGAGCAGCAGUACAGGGCAGCACAGGGAACCUAGCCACCAGGAAGACACAAGACUCAGGGCCAUAUAUACUGCAGGGGUGAAAGUUUAUCCAUAAGCAGUUACACAAUAAGAUAAGAAUUUUACCUCUGUACAUACAAAACGAAGCACAAGGUCUUGUCUCGGCCUCCCUGGUUUUAUAAGGGAUGCCCGACUGUGUAUAGAUAGAUGGAUGUGUGCACUGUGAUUUGUAUUUGCUGGAGUGAUACCAAAGACUUGCUAAGCUGAAGAGAUGUACAGGAGUGACCCAGAAACUUUUGUGUUGUAGCCUUGUUGAUGACUUGUUAAGCUUAAGAAUUGUAUAUAAUGAUACUUUUUCUUUUUUUUUCUUUAGUGUUGAUAAGACUGCAAAGAGGUAAUGUGGAGAUUAUCAAGGCAAGGGAAUGAAAAAGGUGAUAAAUUUAGAUGCUGUAUCCAACAAUGAACAAAAAA